GGAAGCUACUGGUGCGCGAAUAAAAAUUGACAGAGAUGGUAGGGAAGCAGUUAUUACCGGCACGUAUGGGCAAUGUGAAACUGCUAAAUCACGAAUGAAGCAUUAUUUAGAAGAAGAAUCCGCAAAGCCAAGGCCCAGUGUUUACCCUGACGUUGGUUAUACUAUUGUGGAUUUGCCGUCACCGUCUAAAGAGUCAAGAAUCCGUUUUAUUCAAUAUAUGGAGCGCGACAAUAAUGCGCAUUCGCAUGGAAAGAAAUUAUACUAUAUUUACCUAUCAAACGAAUCUACUGAUUUAAUGAGAGAUUGGGGUAUUCUUACUCCAGAAGUCGAAUCGCCCAAUCAAGUAACGAAAAGUCCUGAAGAAUUUAUGCCUAGUCCCUCUACUGAUAUGGGAGAUCACAGGCUCUGGUUAGAUGAAUAUGGUUCUUUUUCGGCAAACAGAAGUUGUAGUAGCAGUAAUUCUAGUAAAAGUUUCAGUACCGUCAAUCGAGAUACAUGCGAUGAUAAUGAUAUCACUGCAUUGCUUCCGGUUCCUUCGAAACAACGACCAUUUACAGUUACUUCUUUGCUACCGUAUUGUCUUAAACAAAUUUCUGAUCAUGUUUCAGAAUUGUUUCCUAUACGUGAGGCAGGAUUAGAAAUACACACAACAAUAUACAUAGGACAGGAAUUAUUUUUUAACAUUCCGUUAGAACCUUUGAGCUUAGACAUGAAAGAAUGGUGUGAACUUAAACGUAUCGGCCACAAAGCUGUAAAGACUUCCUUCCAACAUCAUGCGCCUUCUAUUGAUGGUCGAAGGAUAUUGGAAGCGAAUAUGGGCUUCAAGGAAACUUCAUCUACGCGCCAAAACGAAAAAUGCUCCAUAGUUGU
Racocetra persica is the source of this 870-nucleotide messenger RNA. Lineage: Eukaryota; Fungi; Glomeromycota; Glomeromycetes; Diversisporales; Gigasporaceae. The record is from the annotation of a GenBank genome assembly.